Molecule: messenger RNA, 6710 nt
Organism: Esox lucius (northern pike)
Lineage: Eukaryota; Metazoa; Chordata; Actinopteri; Esociformes; Esocidae
Gene: rims1b
Product: regulating synaptic membrane exocytosis 1b
Exons: 36
Coding region: 243-5486 (1747 amino acids)
Biological process (GO): regulation of membrane potential; positive regulation of synaptic transmission; calcium ion-regulated exocytosis of neurotransmitter
Cellular component (GO): cytoskeleton of presynaptic active zone; presynaptic membrane
Molecular function (GO): transmembrane transporter binding; small GTPase binding
Source: RefSeq, a predicted model, not a curated record
GUGGGGGGAGAAGAGAGAGACAAGAGAGAGGAGGUGGAGAAAUAAAGCCUAGGAGGACGCGAAACAAAAGCACAACCGUGGGUGCCUGCAACAACCAUGAGCUGCGGCGGCUUGCACUAUUCACCAGAGCUGCUGCUCUACCCGUGGACUAUGUCGUGAGGUGUGUCUCGCAACGUUAAACAGGGAUUCUGUCCGUCAAACCGAUAGUAGCACGCCAAGCAAGGGUGCUGCUGGUAGAAAAGAUGUCGUCCGUCUCUGUGGGGCACCAGGGCGGCCCUCGCCCACCCACCGCGCCGCCGACCAUCCCCGAACUGCCGGACCUCAGCCAUCUCACAGAGGAAGAGAGAAAAAUAAUCAUGGCAGUGAUGGAUCGGCAGAAGGAGGAAGAGGAAAAAGAAGAAGCCAUGUUAAAGACGCUGCACCAGCAGUUCGACAUGUACAAGGAGCAGGUGCGUCGCAUCGGCGUGGAAACGCGGCGCCAGCAGCAGGGCCAGCACAAGGACGACGCCCCGACCUGUGGCAUCUGCCGCCGGACCAAGUUCGCCGACGGCUGCGGGAACCUCUGCUCCUACUGCCAGACCAAGUUCUGCGCCCGAUGCGGCGGACGCGUCUCCUUGCGCUCCAACAACGAGGACAAAGUGGUUAUGUGGGUAUGCAACCUGUGUCGUAAGCAACAGGAGAUCCUCACCAAAUCAGGAGAAUGGUUUUCGGGGCCAGGGCCGAGGCAGAUGAGCCUGGAUGGCGGCCUGAACACCACGCCCACGGGGGGUGAGUUGCAACGGGGGGACAGGAAGCUACUCCGCUCCAGGUCCCAGGCCCCGCCCCCUUCCAGGGCAAACACAGGGGCGGUGCCUGACGGAACUCGCCUGCUGCCAACGGGAACUGCCAAGGGAGCGCCGGACGCCAUGCCAGCGUCACGCACUCGAAGUGAACCGCCACGAGACAAAAAAAGGCCUUUAUCCCUGCAUGAGCAGAAUGGUAAGCCUGGUGGUGUUGGCCGCGGCAGAGGUGGCCGUGGACCCCCGGGGAAGCUUCAGUCUGGGGCCUCCCAGGAGGAGUUCUGCGGUCCCGGGGACAGAGACCGGCGGGACGGCCAGCGCCUGGAGAAGGGCUGCUCCCAGGAGUACCCCGAGGCGGCGGAGGGCGAGCCCCAGAACCGCCAGGACUCCCGGCGACGCCCCUCGGAGGAGGACGAGCUGGAACGCAAGCGGCGCCAGGAGGAGGAGUUCCAGACGCGCUACCGUAGCGACCCCAACCUGGCACGCUACCCGGUCAAACCGCAGAAGGAGGAGCAGGAGAUGCGGAUGCACGCCAAGGUGUCGAAGGUUCGCCACGAGCGACGCCACAGCAACAACGCCAUCAACGAGGUGGGGCUGGAUGGCGGGGGAGGAGGGGGAGGGAACAUCGGAGGCGUACCCGACAAUCGCCUCCGAAGAGGCGGCGGCGGGGAACCGGACCGCAAGGCUCUCCUGGAGAACCACUGCGGCUAUUCCACGGACAGGACCACGGGGGGUGUUGGGGGUGGCGGACAACAGGGCGGCCCCCCCCACCUUAAGCAGAACCAGAACCACGGGUCCUUUCAGCCGUCGGGCGGCGCCCAACGUCCUGGGCCCCAUCCUGGGCCUCCUCGCCCGCACCAAGGGCCUCCUCCCCCGGCGGGAUGGGACCCGCCUAAGGGACCUCACCCCAGUCAGCUGGACCCCGCUUCCCAGGCAGCCGCGGCGCACAGGGGCCGGAGGGAGAAGGCCGGGGAGAGCCUGCCGCGGAAGGACUCCCAGAGCUCGGACCAGUCGGAGUCCCUCCGGCCGCCCCCACCCAGGCCCUACAAGAGCAAGCGGGGUGUUAACAAGAGGCAGAUGUCCAUCAGCAGCUCAGAGGAAGAGGGCGGCUCCACGCCAGAGUACACCAGCUGUGAGGACGUGGACAUGGAGAGUGUCAGCGAGAAAGGUGACUGGGACUGCUAUCCUCUGGAUCCUGCUGUCUGGCAUCAUCCAGUAACGUGGCAGCCUUCCAAGGAGGGCGACCACUUAAUCGGGCGCAUUACUUUGAGCAAGAGGUCGGCCAUGCCCCGCGAGGCCGGCUCCUUACUGGGGUUAAAGGUUGUGGGUGGAAAGAUGACGGAGACCGGGAGACUGGGGGCUUUCAUCACCAAAGUCAAGAAAGGAAGUCUGGCUGACAUUGUUGGCCACCUACGAGCCGGUGAUGAGGUACUUCAGUGGAACAGGAAGUCAUUGCCGGGGGCAACCAAGAAGGAAGUGUACAAUAUUAUUCUGGAAUCCAAGGCGGAGCCUCAAGUAGAAAUAGUUGUUUCAAGGCCUAUUGGAUCUGUCCAUCGCGUUAUUUCCAAAAACUUGUUGAGAAAGGUGUAUAGAGCAUAUCAAGACAUACCAAGAAUACCAGAAACAUCACACCCUCCUUUGGAAUCAACAGGCUCCAGUUCCUUUGAGUCUCAGAAGAUGGAGCGUCCGUCCAUCUCCGUCAUGUCUCCCACCAGUCCUGGUACUCUCAGAGUCCUCCCAUUGAUCCUGCCUGGACAGCUCUCAGUAAAGCUGUGGUAUGACAAGGUGGGCCAUCAGCUGAUUGUAAACGUCCUUCAAGCCAUAGACCUCCCCCCUCGACCGGACGGGCGACCCAGAAACCCAUACGUCAAGAUGUAUUUCCUCCCUGACCGGAGUGAUAAGAGCAAGCGCAGGACCAAGACAGUGAAAAAGAGUGCCGAGCCCAAGUGGAACCAGACGUUCCUGUAUCCCCACGUCCACCGCAGGGACUUCAGAGAACGCAUGCUGGAAAUCACUGUCUGGGACCAGCCCCGGGUACAAGAGGAGGAGAGCGACUUCUUAGGAGAGAUCCUGAUAGAGCUGGAGACUGCCCUUCUGGAUGACGUGCCACACUGGUACAAACUGCAGACACAUGACGUGUCCUCUCUACCUCUGCCCCAGCCCUCCCCUUACCUCCCACGCCGACAAGCCUCCCACGACAGUCCUAGCAAGAAAUUACAGAGGUCGCAUCGCAUCCUUGAUACAGAGUUUGAUGACUCAGGUGCGGAGCGUAACUCGAGGGAGCGGGAAAGAAACAGCACUCUGACCGUCCCGGAGCAGCAGAGACUGGUCCAACACCGGUCCCGUUCCGUUUCCCCCCACCGUGAGGACAUAACCAGGACCCGGUCUCGCCCGGCACAUGUCCCCAUGCAGAGGAGUCUGGAUGAGAUCCACCAGAACCGACACCACUCCUGUUCCCCGUCCCGCUACCAUGACUCCCACCAGGAGCACCGCUCUGGAGACUCGGAUUAUGAGUACUCUGAGGACAGUGAGGUCCUCGAGAUGCACAGGUCUAUCCGAGGCGGGAGUGCCGAGUGCCUGCACACAAACAGAAGCGUAGCUAGGUCUAGCCAUACACUACCACCCAAAAUGCCUCUGUUAGUAAAUGGAAUCCACAAGGACAUAUACAGCUCCACCCUCCCAGCAUGCCUAAAGAGCAAGCCUCUCCGGGCCCGUCAGGAGGGGGGCGCUCUCGCCCCCCGCAGUGUCCUCACUCACCGCGUGCUCAGGUUCACUGAUGAGGUCACCGUUAGUGAUCUGCAGCCCAGUCUGGACCGGGUGAGGAGUGCCAGUACCACCUGCCUGAAGCCUGACACCACCUUCCACUCCCCUGACCGAGACAGGUGCCCCAAUUCUCUGCCCCACAGACUGCCCACAAGCCCCAGGAUUUUAGUAGAGCAUGCCUCCCCAGAAGAAGAAAGGCAGUCUGGAAGUCUGGGCAGGCCUAACAGUCAGAGAGGUGGCCGCAAGAAAGGCCUGGAGACUGACAGCUUUCUGUCGUUGGUUUGUUCUUUUCUUUCGUCGUGGCCUGAUGAUGCCAGUCGCAUGCAGCCCACUUCUAUCCUGAGGGGAAGUAGAGGGCGAGGGGGUCCGUUGAAACCCUUUAGUCAGACGCCUCUGGGCGGAUCAGCCCCCAACUCACCACGACCAGACAGAGCACACACCCACAGCCCGUCCCCUCCUACAGGGACUCCCCAGUCAGGCCGCAGGGGCAGACAGCUGCCACAGGUCCCUGCCAGAAGCAGUAGCAUAGAGCAAGAACAUACACCCGUAGAUAUUAACGCUGCUGGUAAUAAACCUGAAGAAAGAGCUCUGGCGGCGGAAGAGCGAGCGCGACAGAUGAACAUGAAAGUACAUUCCUACCGGCCUUCAGCCUCCCACGACCCUGAAAACGACCUCAAGACCAAACGAGAGAUGUACGCGGAUCAGCGGCGGAGCAGUGACAACGUCUCGGCGCGGUCUUCGGACAGCGACAUGAGCGACGCGUCUGCCCUAUCCCGUGCCAGCAGCGCCUCCCGCCUCAGCAGCACCUCCUACAUGUCCAUCCAAUCAGAACGCCCGAGAGGCCGCCUCAGGUCCAAGUCCUUAGAGGAGGAAAAGAAGGACAGGAGGAUCUCAUGGGGGGUGAAUGGAGAGGAGGACAAGAAGAAGAUGGCGGGGAAGAGGCGUUUCUCUCAGGAACUGAAAAGGAGGAGACACACUGUGUCGGGGGACCCCAAGGACGCCAGUCGGCAGGUCCGCACAGCGCCGGGCAGGAGCAUGCUGAAGAGCACCAGCGUGAGCGGCGAGAUCUACACGUCAGAGCGCACCGACGGCAGCCAGUCGGACACGGCGCUGGGCACAGUGGGCAUGGGCGGCAAGAAGAGGCGCUCCAGCCUCAGUGCGAGGGUGGUGUCCAUCGUCUCCAACAGACGCAGCCGCAGCACCUCGCAGAUCAGUGGCCCCGAGGGGAAGGGGAAAAAAGAGAAGGGUCCCUCCAUCCAGAGGAGCACGGAGACGGGCAUGGCCGUGGAGAUGACCAGGAACAUGAGCCGGCAGUCCAGUAAAGAGUCCACCAACGGGACCAUGAACAGCUACAACUCGGAAGGAAAUCUGCUGUUCGGCGGGGUGCGUCUGGGACAGCCGGGCAACCAGUUCAGUGACUUCUUGGAUGGUCUGGGUCCGGCCCAGCUGGUGGGCAGACAAACCCUUGCCACACCUGCCAUUGGUGACAUCCAGAUCGGCAUGAUGGACAAGAAGGGUCAAUUGGAGGUGGAGGUGAUCAGAGCUCGGGGCCUGGUCCAGAAGCCUGGAUCCAAAUCCCUCCCCGCUCCGUACGUCAAGGUUUAUCUGCUGAACAAUGGAGCAUAUGUGGCCAAAAAGAAAACCAAGAUUGCACGGAAAACACUCGACCCACUGUACCAGCAAGCCCUGCAGUUCGAGGAGAGCCCACAGGGUAAAGUCUUACAGGUGAUCGUCUGGGGAGACUAUGGACGAAUGGACCAUAAAAGCUUCAUGGGAGUUGCACAAAUCCUAUUGGAGGAGCUAGACUUAUCAAGCACAGUGAUUGGCUGGUACAAGUUGUUCCCGCCCUCCUCCUUGGUGGACCCCACACUAGCCUCCCUGACUCGACGUGCUUCCCAGUCGUCAUUGGACAGCUCCUCGGGCCCACCAGGCACUCGAUCCUAGUGGACCAACGGGGAAUAGAGCUACCAAUCUUAGUGGACCAAUGGGACAAUUAGCGAUCUUAUUGCUUUUGUGUAACGAAUGAACAUUACAGUAGAGAUUAACGGACAAACAUCAUUCUAGAACAACAACAAUCAAGAAACAGAAUCACAAUGAUGAAAAAAAGCUUUGUUGAGAUCUGACAAUCACUCCUGUCAACGUUUAUUUUGUGGUUUGCUUUAGAGAGCUCUACGUUUCGAUGUUUCAUUUUAGUAAAAAAAUUGUCAUCGUUUGUUCUCGGUUGUGAUCUAAGAACUAGAGCUGUUGGUAAUAAACAAUGUCCGAUAGCUAGGUAGGGCUGCUCUGUAGUCGAGCGAUAAGGAGACACUCGAUUUAUAUGAGACACUUUGUAGAAACUGAAUUAUCUAUAAUAAUUAAAGAAGCAGGGUGGUGGUUUUUAGCCGAACCAUCAAAAAAACUAAAAUGUACAGUAUGUUAGCGUCAGAAUGUAUGGACCCAAGACAGAGGUGUCAUCCUCCCUGCCAUCCUGGGGGAGCGUAAUGUCCACUGCGCUGUGGCCCCUGUCCGGCUCCCAGGCAGACUGCCAGCACUUCGGCCUCCAGGUUCGAGUGCUUCUGGGUGGGGUCGGUCAGGAUGAGCAGGGACCUCCCUUCUGGUGCCUAGACUUUGUAGAUUCACAAUUCUGGUCCUUAUCUGUCAAAAAAUCCUUUUUUGUUUUUAGUAUGUUUACCAUGGCUGGUCUAAGCCACUCUUUUAUUUUCAUCUUUUGUUGCUUUCAAAAAAAUGUCUCCCCAUUUGUUACUUAUGGCACAAAAAUGUUUUUAUGAUGAGUAUGAGGUUUACGAUACGUUGUCUGAUACUGUAUGUGUGCAUGGAGAUAAAAAAGACACAAAGAGAAAAAAAUAAGUAAUAGAGAAAAAUAAAAUUAUGUGUCUGCAAUGAGAUGCAGGGGACUGUUCGGGGACAGAGCUUAAAUUAAGAUUUUUACACUUGACUAUGAGAUUAGAGUGGAAUUAUUAUACUAUGUUGUUUUCUUCAUUCAAUCACAGACAAAAAGUCCAAACCAGUAUUCUUUGUAUAGAUGUAUAUUAGAUCUCCAAGGAGGUUGACCAAUUAAUAUAAUUAUUAAUGUCACUUUGAAGUGUCACCAGGGUGUGAACAAGUCACUGUAAAAAAAAAGAAAAUCUAUUUCCACCCUCACAUUAAAAAGAUACAUUGACAACAGUA